AUGUUGGAUGUGCUCGAAGGCUCUAAGGUGUUUUCCAAAAUAGAUUUGCGCAGCGGAUACCACCAAAUUCGCAUCAGGCUAGGCGACGAGUGGAAAACAGCAUUUAAGAGCAAGGAAGGGUUAUACAAAUGGCUGGUGAUGCUGUUCGGAUUGUCAAAUGCGCCUAGCACCUUCAUGAGACUUAUGAAUCAGCACCUCAAAAGAAGAGCAUCUCGUGCAUUUGAGACAAGUCUUAGGAGUUUUGAAAGAAAAUAA
Molecule: messenger RNA, 255 nt
Organism: Prunus armeniaca (apricot)
Lineage: Eukaryota; Viridiplantae; Streptophyta; Magnoliopsida; Rosales; Rosaceae
Source: the annotation of a GenBank genome assembly